This is a messenger RNA of Ziziphus jujuba (common jujube), 1873 nucleotides long. RefSeq lists its product as uncharacterized. NCBI's taxonomy places the organism in Eukaryota, Viridiplantae, Streptophyta, Magnoliopsida, Rosales, Rhamnaceae. The transcript has 4 exons. The record is from RefSeq and is a predicted model, not a curated record. Gene Ontology annotation, molecular function: cadherin binding. Gene Ontology annotation, cellular component: mitochondrion; nucleoplasm. The coding region runs from base 1055 to 1735 and encodes 226 amino acids.
AGGGAUUUGUCAAGGUCAAGGUCACGGUCUCGAUCACCGUCUUAUAGGAGAAGGCGUUCGCCAUCUCCAGUAGGACAUAGGUAUAGCAGAAGAAGCAGGAGAGAAAGAAACCGGUCUCCAUAUUCAUCCUAUUCGCAUAGCAGGUGAUCCCGUUUAUGUUCUUGCUUUGUUUAAUGCUGAAUUUUAUAUUAGCUAAUUGUCAAGCUACUCUUAAGAAAGACUGGGGACUCACAUAUUGCUGAUGCGGUUUGGAUUUACAUAAUGUUCGACUUUUACUGUACGCAUCUUAAUCCUUGCUUCUUGAUGGUUGGAACUUGUAUAAUUUCAAUGUCGAAGCAGUUUUUGGAUAGAGCUUAAAUUAAUUAUAUUGAAUGGUAUGAGUGGACAAUAAACGGGAAAAAAUGGUUGUUGUAAAUUUGGAAUUACUAUCGAAUUUGUUGAGAUAAGUAAUGGGGUCAUAUGUUGAAUGUUACUUUUUAAUUUGAGUUUUACAUGCAAAUUGAUCUGCCAUUGAACUUAUCUGUUUGUACAUGUUUAAGUGGACAGGAAUGAGUGGUUUGAGUGUCUACCUUUGCUAUGCUUUUGACGUGUCGGAAUUUUCUGUCUCUGCUCCUUAUGGAAACAUUUUGACUGGUACAUUAGGCUUCACUGCUGUCAUGCUUAUGUCCAAGUGCUACUUAUGUGAUUCUAAAAUUUGAUGAUUAUGCUAGCUGACGCUGGGAGUAAAUGUUGACGAUAUAGGAUCAUUUAGCAAAAUCAGUUUCUGAUUCUGUUUUAAAAAAAUAAUAAUAAUAAUAAGAAAAAAGUGAAAAUAAAGAUAAGAAGAAAGAUGCCAAAUAUGAUUUUCUGGAGUGACAGUCGAAUAAAAAUAGUGUUGUCAGGGCGAGAUAGAAUGCAUGCUCUUCCGAAUAAAUUAAAAGAACUCAGUUUCUUCCCAUCUAUGGGAAGUGAGCAGGUGCUGGGUGCCGUUGGGUGUCCUUUUGUUGCUCGCUUGUGACAUUUGGUUCUUCAUGUGAUAAAAGAUGGAGCAAACAAAGGUUAUUCUUAACAAUGUAUGAGACGAAAAAGUCCUUCUCUUUCCCCUAGACGGCGUAAAAGUCGUUCACCUACUCUAAGAAGACGUAGAAGUCGUUCGCCUACGCCAAGACGCCAUAAGAAGCAAGGAAGUACAAGUUCCUCAAGUCUUGGCUCAAUAGAGCGCAAAAUAUCUAGUGAAGUUUUGAAAAAAGAAGAGGAGGAAAAGAAAAGGCGACAACAGGAAGCAGAAUUGAAACUGGUGGAAGAGGAGACUGCAAAGAGAGUGGAAGAAGCAAUUUCUAGAAAGGUCGAAGAGAGCUUAAACUCUGAGGAGAUUAAAGUAGAAAUACAGAGGCGAUUGGAGGAGGGGCGGAAGAAACUUCUUGAUGAAGUUGGAGCUCAACUUGAAAAAGAAAAGGAAGCUGCUCUUAUCGAGGCUAGACAAAAGGAGGAACAAGUUCGGCAAGAGAAAGAAGAGCUAGAGAGGUUGCUUGAAGAAAAUCGGAGGAGGGUUGAAGAAGCCCAAAGAAGGGAAGCUUUGGAGCAGCAGCGAAGGGAGGAGGAACGGUAUCGGGAGCUAGAAGAGCUUCAGAGGCAAAAAGAAGAGGCUAUGAGAAGGAAGAAACAAGAAGAGGAGCAGGAACAGAAGAACCAGAUGAAAUUGUUGGGUAAGAACAAGUCAAGGCCAAAACUGUCGUUUGCAAUAGGCUCCAAGUAAUAUUAUAUACAAUUGUAUGAAAUGAAAGAAAGUGAAAAAAGCUUUAAUCUCUUAUAAAUAUUUUGUGCUUGGAUUGCAUCUGUAAUUUGAGGAUAUAUAUCUGGUAAAUACAAUUUUUGGGUCUUAGUUUUGUUGCCA